UCGAAAAGACAUGGAAACGACGUGAUAUGUCAGCAAAACUAGAAGCUCAAUGGAUAGGACCAUACUACAUUCACGAUAUAAUUGGAUUUAAUAAUUAUAAAUUGAGAUCAAUUGAGAGACGAAUAGUUAAAGGAACUAUACAUAGAGAUUGUCUUAAGUUGUACAAUGAACAAGAAAUGGAACCAAUGAUAAUUAUUACAUAA
Messenger RNA from Funneliformis geosporum, 203 nucleotides. NCBI's taxonomy places the organism in Eukaryota, Fungi, Glomeromycota, Glomeromycetes, Glomerales, Glomeraceae. The record is from the annotation of a GenBank genome assembly.